CGAAAACCACCAAACUCAAAAAGACAGCUUCGUUUGCAAACAGGAAAAAAUGUUUUUCUUCCCCAGCGUCAUUCUUUGUUGCAAGUAGUUAGCAGUAGAGUAGUGCAGUUGUAACUCAGGAGUCAGGUCCUGCCUGAGCGUCCUCACGUAGAUCACAGUGGUGUGAAUUUCUUAUUGUUGGAUAGAUAUUUGGUAGAUUUGGAGCUGUCUCGCCAGUGAUGGCAUGCGUGGAUUCCAGUGACGAGGAAGACAAGUCCGCUUGCCAGGUGAGCUCAACUACUGUCAUCCUGGAGUCGGAUAUCUCUAGUCAAGCGAGCCACGUAACAACCGAAACCAGAGAUCAGGCCGUAGAGAGCACAGCCAAAAAUGCAACGGCGAAUUCCAAGCAGGGUGUACUCCCUAGUUCCAAGUUGGAAACUACGUAUCCAUCAGAUCUGGAGUGCGUGAGCGAAAAUGUGGAACUCAAGGGCUUUACGAAGUCCAGUUCAGACGCUGAAUCACUGUCUAACUCUAAGACUAAGGCUCCGACUGUACCUUCCCUGACUAUUCGAGGCAGGGUCAUGUCGGAUUGUACACAAGUGAAGAAGAUAAGGAAGAAGGUUGUCGCCAAAUUUGCGGAUGAAGCGGCUAAUGGUGAUGAAGAUGGUCUUGGCAAGGUUUCCUACAAUAAUCAUCAGAGUUCAAUGGCCAAGAAGCUUUCUCGAGUCCAGUUUAGUUUGUCCAAGUCCAUUAGUCUUGGCCUGGAUGGUGUCACCUCCAAGGUGGCUAACAUCAAGCGACAGCCAACUGGACGCAAGCACAGGCCUCGUGGAACUGGCAGUUUUGAUGACGCUCUUCUAGAACCAGAAGAUAGCAUGAAGUUUCGCAAAACCUGCGAGCGCAAGGGCACCAUGCGGCUCAAGUCUCCAACGCAGGAAGAGGAAUCGCACCCGAUGGUGAAGAAGUCGCGGAGUGCGUCCGACAUUACUUUCCGGGCCACGGUCCAGCGAAAGGGGACAGCGCGGCGUGUAGACAGUGCACCGAAACGGCGCCGGGCGUCCGACGAUGAAGAUUCGUUGGACAGCUGUGGAGACCUACCAUCAAGUUUUCAAGGGCAGACGGCACCGCGACGGGGCCCUAUGGCGCGGAUGGGCUUGGGCCGAAUGUUCAGUUCAGACUCGUCCGCAAAUGACAAGAAUGUUCCGAAGAGCCAGUCGAACCCAGUUGCCUGUCUGAACGCUACUCCCGGACACAAUCGUCGCAGUAAGCCCCCGGCGCACGUAUCAGCAUCCCGUGACACGAGCCCGUCGCGUAUCUCAACACUAAUGCGAAUGCUUAAGAUCAGCAAUGGUACAUAGCAGCAGCAGCAGCAGCAGCAGCAAUAUUGGGGAAGCGCAGAUAGCUAACCGAAUACCCAAGACUUCUGCAAUACUUGGACAAUAGAGAGACGGAACACAGUCUGUAAGUACAUCUGGGAAAAAAACUUUGCCUGUAGGAGUAACAUUUAAAAUUCUACACAACUCACACGGCUGGGUAUAACCCGUACGGUGACCAUGAUAAAACAUCCCAAAUUAGUUGUGUACAUACAUUUUAAUUCUAGCCUGGGAGAGCGGAAGAAGAGCAGAUGUGUGCAAGGUUAGUAGCUCAUUGAGUUUCUACGCGUUCGCUUGGCCAGCGUGCGCUUGACUCGUUGCCAGCAGUCAGCUGAUAUGGAGUUCCUGCUGAGGUUGAUGACGUUUAGUGUGCUGUUGUGCAGUAGUGCGUUGAGUAGGUGAUUAACGCCCUCGUCGCUUAGCCCCGUGCUCUCCAGGUCCAGCGUUGUCAGUGACGUGUUCUGUGACAGACCAGCAGCUAGGGACUGCAUGCCCUCGUCUCCAAUCUAUUCACAAACCAAGCAAAAUGCAAACAAAAUUUGAUGUGCAAGGCUUUUCUUCAGUGUGUUUAGUAUUCCACUUUUAUCUCACUUGCUCCUUUUCUCUAGCCCAGUUUCCUUUUGCUAUCAUUUAUUUAUUAAAGCUAAGAUGUAGACCAUUGCAAAUUUUACAGUUGUGGUCAUCUGUUGCACUUUAUUUUGCCCAACCUUGCCGAACGUAUGCGGAAUGUGAACCUCUACAUCGUGCAUUGGAUAAUUAUGCUGAAUUCA
This is a messenger RNA of Sycon ciliatum, 2122 nucleotides long. RefSeq lists its product as uncharacterized. Lineage: Eukaryota; Metazoa; Porifera; Calcarea; Leucosolenida; Sycettidae. The transcript is spliced from 3 exons. Bases 219 to 1337 code for a protein of 372 amino acids. The record is from RefSeq and is a predicted model, not a curated record.